UCUAUACUAUUUCACCUCUUUCUGACUUACCUCAUUAAUGUCCAUAUGAAAAAACAUAUUAAAGAAAUAAAAUAAACCCAAAAUAUUUUAUUUUUCUUUUAUAUCUUUCAAUUUCUUUAACCUUUUGCAAGAAAAGAAAAACAAUCCAUUCAAAAACCAGUAUUACUUUGUUAGACUGAACUCAAAAACAAGAACACAGUUCAUCAUGGGAAAGAAAUUGAAACUCCCAUUUCUCUCAAAAAUGAACUCAAAUUCUUCUGCAGAUUUUUCAGCAGCAAAUAUUUACGUUUCAUGGCCAUGGCCAACUUAUUGUCAACAGCCCAAAACCCUUUCUUUUCGAACAGAAAACAUGUUCAAAACCCUUAACUCAGCUUAUUUUGAAGCUUCUCUUGAUGUUGUUAAUGACACCAAACCAGCUGCAACUGAGUCAAAUUGCUUCACCAACUCGUCUGAAUCUCAAUCCGCAAGCUUCUCAACUGAGUCAGACGAUCAUGACGAGUUAGGAUCAGGUGAGUCUAUAGAGUCUGUGAUUAAAGGUUUAAGGUCAGAGAGAUUGUUCUUUAAACCAGAAGAAACAAGCUCAAUCUUGGAAGAAACAAAAUCAAAAUCAACAGAAACCGAACCAGAAGAAGAAACUGAAGGUGAGUCAUUAUUAUUUCCAUUUAAAGAAAGUGUAGUUUUAUCAAUGGAUUCCCAAGACCCUUAUGAAGAUUACAAGAAAUCAAUGGAGGAAAUGGUGGAAGCUCAUGGUUUAAAAGAUUGGGAAAGUCUUGAAGAAUUACUGAGUUGCUACUUAAAAGUAAAUGGAAAAAAUAACCAUGGUUAUAUAAUUGGUGCUUUUGUAGAUUUAUUAGUUAAUCUUGCUUUUAAUUCUUCAUCUUCAUCUUCUUCAAGUGAUCAUUCUUAUAUUUCUUGUUCUCAUUCUCCAUCUUCUCCAUUGUCAUUCUACACUUCUUCUAAUUUUUCUGAUGAUUCUUCUUCCUCAACUCAUCCUUGUGUUUCUUCUUCUUCAUUACAAGAAGUUCAGAGUGAGAUUCAAGAAAAUUAAAAAAGAUGAUUAAUGUUUCAUCUUAAAGUUUUUGUUCUUUAAUUUGGUCUCAUUUAUGAAUACAAAUGUGUACACAAGUAAUAUCAUAGUAAAAAAAAUAUUCAAGAAUUUUAGCUUUUUUUGCUUA
Molecule: messenger RNA, 1175 nt
Organism: Mercurialis annua (annual mercury)
Lineage: Eukaryota; Viridiplantae; Streptophyta; Magnoliopsida; Malpighiales; Euphorbiaceae
Product: transcription repressor OFP15
Exons: 1
Coding region: 206-1048 (280 amino acids)
Biological process (GO): negative regulation of DNA-templated transcription
Source: RefSeq, a predicted model, not a curated record